Thermochaetoides thermophila DSM 1495 is the source of this 2535-nucleotide messenger RNA. RefSeq names its product exopeptidase-like protein. The transcript has 4 exons. Lineage: Eukaryota; Fungi; Ascomycota; Sordariomycetes; Sordariales; Chaetomiaceae. The coding region runs from base 1 to 2535 and encodes 844 amino acids. Gene Ontology annotation, molecular function: carboxypeptidase activity. The record is from RefSeq and is a predicted model, not a curated record.
AUGCCAACCAAAAACAAAAUCUCUCCUGAAGAGGAGCACACGCCGCUCCUCCCUUCCGUCCCAGUGGCGACCCGCCCUCCCCGGUUGACUCCCUCGAAUGCCAUAAUCCGGCGCUUCUGCACCACAGCCCUCGCCUCAAUCCUCACCUGGUUCUUCCUUGCCUUCCUGAUUGACCUCAUCAUCUUCCACGACCACUCGGAUCUCUUCCCCUAUCCCCCGCACGACAAACAGCCCCCUCCCUGCCCCUGGCCCUCGACUGGUUGCGGUAGCAGGAGGGGUUUGGGGUUAAAAGAGUUGGAGAAGAUUUUAAUUGAGACGCCUUCCGGCACAAAAGCAGAAGAAUGGAGCCGGUAUUACACCUCUGGCGUACACGUCGCGGGGAGGAAUUACUCUCAGGCGGAGUGGACUGGGCAGAAGUGGGAGGAGUGGGGGGUUGUGUCAGAGAUUAUUCCCUACGAAGUCUAUCUCAAUUACCCCGUGGAACAUCGACUUGCUCUGCUCAACCGCAAGGAUGACCACGACGACGACGACGACGGGGAGAAGGAGCAGGCUAAGAAAGGGGAGGAGGGUAGCUGGAAGGUAGCCUAUGAGGCUUCCUUAGAGGAAGACAUCCUUACCUCCGACCCAACAACCAACCUCUCUUCUCGCGUGCCAACCUUCCACGGGUACUCUGCCUCGGGCAACGUCACGGCUCCCGUAGUGUACGUGAAUUAUGGGAGUUAUCAGGACUUUGAGGACCUCCAGCGCGCAAAUAUCUCGUUGGAAGGCAAGAUCGCGAUUGCGCGGUACGGGGGUAUCUUCAGGGGGUUAAAGGUCAAGCGGGCCCAGGAGCUGGGUAUGGUGGGCGUGUUGUUGUAUAGUGACCCCGGGGAUGAUGGGAAUAUGACUGAGGUGAAUGGGCAUGAGGCUUAUCCGGAGGGACCGGCACGGCAGCCGAGUAGUGUGCAGAGGGGGAGCGUACAGUUUUUGAGUUUUGCGGCGGGAGAUCCAACAACCCCCGGCUAUCCCUCCAAACCUGGUGUCCCCCGCCAACCAGUCCACACCGCAAUCCCCUCCAUCCCCUCCAUCCCUAUCUCCUACCAGGACGCUCUUCCGAUCCUCAAAGCGCUGAACGGCCACGGCCCCAAGGCCGAUACUUUCAACAAGUAUUGGACCCGCAACCUCGGUCUCAAGCACAAGGGCGUGGAGUAUAACGUCGGCCCGACGCCAGAUGAUGUGGUCGUGAACUUGUAUAACAAGCAGGAGUAUGUCACGACACCAAUUUGGAACGUCAUUGGAAUAGUGAAUGGGACGUUAUUGGACGAGAUUAUUGUGGUCGGGAAUCAUCGCGAUGCGUGGGUUGCUGGAGGAGCAGGCGACCCAAACAGCGGCUCGGCAGUGCUGAAUGAGGUUGUAAGAGCCUUUGGGGAGGCACUGAAGGCCGGAUGGAAGCCGUUGAGGACAAUUGUCUUUGCCAGCUGGGAUGGUGAGGAGUAUGGGCUGGUUGGGUCGACUGAAUGGGUGGAAGAGUACUUGCCUUGGUUGACGCAUGCCAGUGUGGCAUAUAUCAACAUCGACACCGCCGUAACGGGCACACACCUCAAGCCCUCCGCGGCCCCUCUCCUAUUCUCCCUGUUGCACAACGUCACCCAUCUGAUCCCCUCUCCAGCUCAUGAUGGUAACCAAACCAUCAACAGCAUCUGGGACAAGAAAAUCCGCACCAUGGGCUCCGGCUCCGACUUUGUGGCCUUCCAAGACCACGCAGGCAUCCCCUCGCUGCACAUCGGCUUCGACCCAGCCGAGAACGACCCCGUUUACCACUACCACAGCAACUACGACAGCUUCCACUGGAUGAAGACAUUCGGCGAUCCGGAGUGGAAAUACCACCGCGCGAUGGCGCAGUUGGUGGGCGUCGUGACGGGGCAUUUGGCCAGUAAGGGGGUGAUACCGUUCAAAGCCGAAGACUACGCCUCAGCUUUAAAAGACUACGUUAAGAAAGUCGAGGUCCGACUGGAGGAGGUCCUCUCCCCCUCCAACGUCACCCUCCUCUCCGAGACGGACCUCCUCGACAACGAGAUUUACUUCCCCCUGCGCGCCUCCCUUUCCCCCUCCCCCAACUCCUCCUUCGAAAAUGACCCCUCCAUCCAAAAAUUAAAACACUCCCUCCGCUCGCUGCGCCACUCUUUAGCCCACUUCACCCACACCGCAGAGUCCCUCGAUCACCAAGCCGCCCACCUCUCCUCUCUCUUAGAAUACCCCCCUCCGUGGUGGAACUUCCCCGCCCGCCUGCGCUUCCACCACACCCUCAAGUCCCUCCACAAAAUAAACCGCAAAUACAAACUCCUCGAACGCAGUUUCCUGUACCGCCCAGGACUAGACGGAAGGAGGUGGUUCAAGCACGUCGUUUUCGCGCCUGGCUUAUGGACGGGCUAUGCAGGGGAAGUGUUCCCGAGUCUGAUGGAGAGUAUUCAGCGGGGGGACUGGGAGAAUGCAAGGCGGUGGGUUGGCAUUGUGGAGGGACGGGUGAAGAAGGCUACUAAGAGGUUGAGGAAGUAA